UAAAAAUUUUAUUUUCAUUGCUAUAAAAUUAAAUUGUUUUUAUUGAAAAAAAAUAUGAUAAAAAAAGUAAUUGUUGAUUGCGACGGUGGGUAUGAUGAUGCAGUGUCACUAAUCCUGUUGCUAAAUGCUCAUAAGAAAAGUAUAAUAGACUUGAAAGCUAUCACUUGCGUUGCGGGUAAUACUGACAUUGACAAUGUUGUCAAAAAUGUCUACAGAGUUUUGCAAGCUUGCGAUUCUGAUAUACCGGUGUACAGAGGAGCAGAUUCGCCGCUAAUUUGUAUAGAAUCUCAGGCUCUGAAAGCUGCAGAGGUGAGAUAUCACGGCCACGAUGGUUUUGGAGACGUAUUUACAGAUCAAGUAGAUACUAGUAAGCUGGAAAAAGAGCAUGCAGUAAUUGGAAUGAGGAAAAUAAUUACUGAGAAUCCCGACCAAGUUUCUGUGGUCUGUCUGGGACCGCUGACAAAUGUCGCGCUUGCUGUCAAAAUUUAUCCGGAUAUUUUGGAGUCGGUAAAAGAUUUUUUUAUUAUGGGAGGAAAUUCUGCAGGACAAGGAAAUACAACAGCACAAGCUGAAUUUAAUUUUUACGCUGAUCCAGAGAGUGUUCAUAUUUUAUUCCAGUGUAAUUCAAAGCCAUUGUGGCUUUUUCCUUGGGAAACUUGUCUUAAAUCAACUAUUACUAUGGACUGGCGUGAAAACAAACUGGGAAAACUAAAAGAAAAUAAAAAAAUAAAAUUAAUAAUUACAAUUGAAGACGGAAUUUACAAAAAUAAAAUAAAACGAGAAAUUUAUCGGCCAUGUGACGCUUUCUGUGUAGCAGCGCUAAUAAAUCCUAAAAUAAUAACUCACUUCGAAAAUUGUCACGCUGACAUUGAACUGCAUGGGGUGAAAACACGCGGCUUCGUCGCUAUCGACCACUUGAGAAAUAAUAAGCCGAACAUUAACCUCGUCAGCGACCUAAACUUCGAAGAAUUCAAGUCUUUGAUGCUUGACAGUUUUCAGGAAUAAAAAAAAAUGAUUAUGUAUAAAAGUAUAAUGUAAGCUAAUUAUAUCAGUUUAAUUUUACACUUUGUACAAUAAAUAAUUUGAAUCUUAAAUUAUAAACAAAUUUUCUAUACAUCUAUAAAAUAAUU
Molecule: messenger RNA, 1130 nt
Organism: Cotesia glomerata
Lineage: Eukaryota; Metazoa; Arthropoda; Insecta; Hymenoptera; Braconidae
Product: inosine-uridine preferring nucleoside hydrolase-like
Exons: 4
Coding region: 55-1005 (316 amino acids)
Molecular function (GO): hydrolase activity, hydrolyzing N-glycosyl compounds
Source: RefSeq, a predicted model, not a curated record